Oryza sativa Japonica Group (Japanese rice) is the source of this 3497-nucleotide messenger RNA. Its product is annotated as putative pentatricopeptide repeat-containing protein At1g26500. The record is from RefSeq and is a predicted model, not a curated record. Gene Ontology annotation, molecular function: ADP binding; protein binding. Gene Ontology annotation, biological process: defense response to other organism. Lineage: Eukaryota; Viridiplantae; Streptophyta; Magnoliopsida; Poales; Poaceae.
CAUCUUUCUGACUUAUGGUGAGAGGAUGGCCACAAGGGAUAGGAGGAGAAGAGCGAUGAAUGGACUUCUAACAGAGGUUUAAGAUAAUACUUGAUCAUAAUCAUCUCAGGAGCUUGGUCUUUUUUUUACCACAAGCUUUCAUUUGAGGUCAGAAGUGCGGUAGAGCUUGUUUCUGGUUCUUUGUUCAUCUUCUAUCCUAGAUAGAUGGAACAUGCUGUUGUUAGUGCCGCGGAAGGUGCGAUCCACACUCUCUUGGGAAAGCUCGGCACAAUCGUCCUCCAAGAAGCCCAGCUUCUGGGAGGUAUUCGGGGUGAACUGCAACACUUGAAGGAUGAACUGGAGAGCAUGACAGCCUUUCUUCAGGACCUUUCUGGGAGAGAUGAAUGCGGCAAGCAAGUUAAGAUUUGGAAGAAGCAUGUGCGUGAGAUUGCAUAUGAUAUCGAGGAUUGUAUUGAUGAGUUCAAACAUCAACUUGGUGACAGCAGUAGUGCCGGUGGCAGCGGCCCUGUAGUGUUUUUCCGCAAGGCCACCCACAUAUUGCAGACCACCAGAGUGAGGCAUCAGAUUGCCAAACAAAUCCAAGAACUAAAAAGGCGUACUAUGAAUAUCAGUGCCCGAAAUUCAAGGUAUAGUGCCAAUCAUCUCAUCUCUGGAACUGCUGGGAAUAGCAUGGCUGCAUAUGAUAGCCAAGCUAAUCUUUUAAAUGUUGAUACUCGCAUUACUGCACUCUUUCCAGAGAGAAGGCAGCUUGUUGGCAUUGAACCACGUCAGGGAAAUCUUGUGCACUGGUUAUUGGAGGCACAUGUGCAACAAUUACGGGUGGUGUCUAUAUUUGGUUUUGGUGGUUUGGGCAAGACAACACUUGCUAUGACAACAUAUCAAAGUCUAUCUGGAAGAAAUGGACCUUUUCAAUGUCAAGCUUUUGUAACUGUGUCCCAGAGUUUUGAUGUCAAGGUUCUGAUGAGAGAUAUUCUUCUCCAAAUCACUCAACCAGUUAAUCAACCGAGUUCUCCAUCAACUGGAGCUGGCAAAGGUCCCAUGGAAGGCCUACUCAAGGGCAUGGAAGCAUGGAAUGUGGUACAACUUGCGAGCAUCCUCAGGCAGCAAUUGGAAAAUAAGAGAUAUCUGAUUGUUCUUGAUGAUAUCUGGAGCAUGACUGCAUGGGAAGGUAUUCGGUUUUCUUUGCCGGACUCAAAUAAUGGUAGCAGAAUAGUGGUUACUACACGAAUCAGAGCUGUAGCACACACCUGUUGUUUCCAUGAGUACGACCGAGCUUACGAAAUCAAACCUCUCACUGAUUGUGAAUCCAGAGACUUAUUCUUCAAAAGAAUAUUUGGCAGCUCAAUUUGUCCUGAGCACUUAGAAGAUAUUUCAGCUAAGAUUCUGGGAAAAUGUGGUGGCACACCUUUAUCCAUAGUCAGUAUAGCAGGCCUCUUGGCUAGCAAGCCUGUGCACAGUAAAGAUCUUUGGGAGAAGAUUUAUAGCUCUCUUGGUUCAGAGAUUGAAACCAAUCCAUCACUUGAUAGAUUGAAGAAAAUACUUGAGCUUAGCUAUAAUGAUCUUCCUUACCACUUGAAGACUUGCUUCUUAUAUUUAAGCAUUUACCCUGAGGACCAUAAUAUCAGAAGGAAAACUAUACUCAGGCGAUGGGUAGCAGAACGCUUUGUGACUGGCAAACGUGGACUGAGUGUUUUUGAGGUGGCAGAAAGCUACUUUGAUGAAUUCAUUAACCGGAGCAUUAUUCAGCCAGUGACCACUAGCUUUACAGGGAAGGUUAAAACAUUCCGAGUUCAUGAUGUGAUGUUGGAGAUCAUUGUGUCAAAGUCAAUUGAAGAUAAUUUUAUCACUCUAGUAGGAGAACAGAACACUUUGUUUCCGCAAGAGAAGAUAAGGCGGCUAACUGUUCAUAGCAGAGGUGUGAAAUAUAUUGCCACAAGAGAAAUAUUAUGCCAUGUCCGGUCCUUGAGCAUAUUUGCCGAUGGAGAAACAUUGCAGUUUGGUUGGAUGAAAUUAAUGAGAAUAUUGGACUUAGAAGGCUACGAAUUCCUGAGAAAUAGAGAUCUCAAAGACUUGUGCAGGCUGUUUCAAUUGGAAUACCUUAAUCUGAGAAGAACACAUAUUACGGAACUCCCUGCACAAAUAGGAAACCUGAAGAAGUUGGAGACUCUGGAUAUAAGGGACACAGCCAUAAAGCAUUUGCCUCCUGGCAUAACCAAUCUUCCACAUUUAGCAAACUUACUUGGAGGAAGAAGAUCCUAUAACCACACUGGGCGGUGGCCUAUUUCUGAGUUCUGGGGUUUACAUAUCCCUAACGAACUUCGAAAAAUGGAUUCACUUACAACACUUGCACAGGUAGAAAUCACGACCUCUACAUCACAUUAUAUCAGCGAGUUGUCGAAGCUAUCCCGGUUGAGGAAACUUGGAGUACUGAUGUUUGUUGAUGACGACAGCACCUGGGCAUCCUUGAUCUCUGCUCUUGAGAAGCUCAGCGGCAGCCUUCGCUCGUUAUUACUUUGGCGACCUGAUGGCGCGAUGAACUUCAACAUUGUCAAUUCAUUAUCCAGUCCACCAAUAUUUACGAAAAGUAUGAACCUUCGAGGUCAGUUAACACAACUACCAUGUUGGUUUCCUUUGCUUUCCAACAUCACAGAAUUAACCCUUCGCGCAACCGAACUAAGCGCCGAGGAAGACCUGAAGGUACUAGGAAGUUUACCUAGCCUGCUAUACCUCAGGUUGCAUCACAAUGCAUACAUAGGAACAGAAUUUUCUGCUUCAGCAGGGGAAUUCCCAUCUCUUAGACUGCUUGUCAUUCAUCUCGACAUGUCUGAAGAUUGGGAGGCAAGAUUUGAAGAAGGGGCACUACCAAAGCUAGCAAGGCUAGAGCUGUCUCUGUUCGAAGAAGCCUCCAUCCAAGAGAUCACUGGCAUAGAGUUCCUUCCGAGUCUGAAGGAAGUCUCGAUUCGUGCUUGUCACAGCAAUAUCGUGAAUGUGGAAGAGAUAGCUACCUCUCUGAGGGCUGAUGCCGAGAAGAACAUCAACAAACCCAUCGUCACUUUCGAGGAGAAACAGUGGGUGCCGAUGAGGUCAAGGACGGAUCCUCCUUUAGAUCACAUGGGAAACCUACUAUCUUCAUCUUUCGACGAAGACUGAUGCCCAGGCGGGGUAACCGGGUAAAGCUUCUUGUGUCUAGUGUCCGCAAUGCUAUCGUCUCCUGCUUGGCUUCUUGUGUCCGUAAUGCUAUCGUCUGCUGCUUGAGUCUCUCCUGUACUCUAUUCGAUCUGGUGCUAUUGUCGAUGGUCAGAAGCUGCAUGACGUCUUGUGUGAUGUAUAGCAUAGCGGCAAGGUACUACAAUGCGGAUUUCUUAUGAGUUCAAAUUAUGAAUUUGGGUUGUAUGGUAUUAUUUGGGUUUCAUAUUGGAUUUAAUGAAACUAAGCUGAACAACGUUCUCAAGGAAAUUAAUGGAGCAUUGCACAAGCCAAUCAUGAUCUACAACUUA